GAGAAUCCAGGUGCUACGUAUCAAAACACAAUAUGGUGUAACAUUUGUGUAUAUACUUAGUGUACUUACUUAGCGGGUUAAAGAUCAGUACAAUGGGCGUCGAACGGUAUGUUUACGUACCGCAUAACCUGCACUCAGCAUAAAACUACUUGAUGGAAUUCCCGAACCCAUUUUAGAACGGCAGUUAAAACCACCUUCCAGAAUCUAAAUAUAGCCUACGCCUGUAGUGCAGCAUGUGGUGUGCUCACACACCAAAAUGUCGAUGACGCGACGGUUGCAGCCAGAUGGUCCGUGUCACACGCAAAGGCAUCCAUUUCCUAUCGGUUUCGGAGCUGCUCGCUCGGCAGUCCCCAAGCUCCUCCUCCCUCUUUAUGCUGGCGCGCAUGGCUCGCGAGUGGAGCGUGUUCAUGCGGCAGCCCGUGCUGCCCCGCCACAGCAAGCACCACCCGCACUCGUGGCUGCGCCACGUGACGCUGCUGCGCGCGCUGCUGGUGGGCGCGACGCUCUUCGUCUGCUGGGGCUACACGCAGCUCCUGGUGCGCUAUGGCAGCAUCUCGCCCGCCGCCACGGCGCUCUUCACGACGGCGUACGACGGCCGCCUGGCCGACGACUUGCCGCCUAUGUCGCCGCCCUGGCGCCCGCCCUUCCGCGUCGUGGUGUCGCUCACCACGACGCCCAGCCGCCUCGACAAGGUCAUGGACAGCGUGCGCUCGCUCACGCGGCAGUCGCUGCAGCCCGACCAGAUCUAUGUCAACAUCCCCGAGGGCCCCAUGAAGCGGCACCCGGAGCGCUCGUACGACGAGACGGAGAUCCCGUCCGAGCUCGUGGGACUCGCGCCGCUGGUCAAGGUCAACCGCUGCAUGGACGACGGCCCGGCCACCAAGCUGCUGGGUGCCUUGAGGCUGGAGGACGACCCGACCACGCUCAUCAUCACGCUGGACGACGACUUCGAGUACCCUGCGGAGCUGGUGGCGUCGCUGGCCUGGGAGGCUGUGGCCAAGCCAGACGAUGCUCUGGGCGUCUGCGGAUGGGGCAUGCUGCCCAUGUGGCACGAAGUGGGCGUGGUGCCCGCCUACGUGCCGUACUUCAUGCGUCCUCGCGGCCGCUACGUGGAUAUCUUACAGGCGUGCUGCGGCAAUGCCUACCGACGCGGAUUCUUCUCGGACGUGGAGGCUCUGGCUGACAUCCCGUCGGUCUGUGUGACAGUUGACGAUGUGUGGAUUGCUGGAUACUUGCGGACGGUGGAGCAGCGCCAUAGCGCUUUGAUCAGCAAGAGGCUGGAUCCGUCCGACCCGGAGUGGAAGAAGGAGGAGGCGCGCUCCUCCGAGCGCCAGAUGACGCUGUCGAGCUUUAACCACGAGCACCAGGUUCAUUAUAAGUGCGUGCAGGCUCUCGAGGAGAAGUUCCAGCGGCGGUGGACGCGUAACUUUGAAGAGUAGGCAGGCACGUACGCACAGGUAGUAUAGCUUGAUAGAUGUUCAGGCGGGAACGAAGAGUUUGUCGGCUUCGUUGCUGUCUGUAAGCCAUAGACAACACCAUUUAAACACUGGGAUAGGUAUGUACGCAUGUGUAUUACUCGUUCUUGUCGAUAGUGCUGCGUGGCGUCAAGGAUGCUCACCGCCCUCGCCUCUCCUCAUUCCAACGGAGGAGGAAUCCCCACCACGGAUCAAUCACCUGCCGUCUAAUUCAAUUUGCGGGCAAUCGGAAAGGGAAGCGCAAGUCAAGCUGGAGUGAAAUCAACGCCUUUUACACCGGGGCUUCAGUCUCCUAACAGCGCAAGACGCAUCUACUCGUUGCCAUUGUGGAUGGCACCAGCCUCGUCCACGGACGAAAUUUGACUGCAAACAGCACACAAACGCAAGGUUAGUAUCAGCAAAAAGCCACCGCAAAACGAUACAGAGGCAGGAAUACGUACAUCCACUUCUUGUCGAGCGUCUCCUUCCACAGCGUGACCUUGUGGUCACCGGAUGACACGGCCAGUACGUUGCCCGUAACAGACCAGCUCACACGCCACACGGGGGCGUCGAACGUGUGCAGCAGCUCGCGCUUCCAGGUAGUGUCCUCCGCAGUCUGCGACCAGAUGUACACGUGCUUGUCCUCCGAGCAACUGGCAAUGAGGUUCACGGGCAGACCCGUGCUCGGGGCCCAAGCCACAUCACGAACCCAGUCGCUGUGCGCAGGAACGGAGCUCAAUUCCUGCUUCGUCCACUCGGUCUCGCCCUCCGCGAGGCUCCAGAUCUUGAUCGUCUUGUCGCAUGAGGCCGUCACCACACGGCGGAUCGGGCCCGCGGGACCCUGCGAGCCCACCGAAUUGAACGGCGCCCAGCUCACAGCGUUGCAGCCCAGCGCGCUGUCCUUGAAGUGGCUCACACUCCAGCCCUCCGCUGCAAUAACCACGACAUUGCACCAUUUCUCAGUAAAUCACCGCACUAGAAAAGAAAGGAUACUCGAGUCAACUGCAGCUGAACACGUACGCGAGUAGCUAAGCACGGAGACGGUGCCGUCAGCCGAGGCGCAGGCGAGCGCGAGUCCGUACUCGUGCGGCGCCCAGGCGAUGCUGUUGACCGAGGACUCGUGGAAGGCGUGCACGUAGGCCUGCGUCCACUGGUUCAGGCUCUGCUCGCGGUAGAUGAUCACCUUGCCGUCGUACGAGCAGGCCGCCAGCAGCACGCCGAACUUGGGGUGCGCCCACGCCACCUGCCACACGGGGCCCUCGUGUCUAAUUUACCCGGCAACACAGUAUCAAGAACAAUUACUUAGUCGCCGCGCAAUAAAUAAUUGUCAAUAGAUCCAAGAGCUACUGAGCUACGCACGUACCCCGUCAAGAUCUGCUCGUUGUUCUGCACGUCGCCCGUGACGUCGUACACCUUGAUGGUGCGGUCCGAGGAGCACGUGGCCAGACGCUUGCCGUAGUAGUCCAGCUGCGCAUCGUGCUGUUAAACCGAUGAGAGGUGGGAAUUAGUCCAAUUGGCAGUAGUUUAUGGGCGUUAGAGGCGCCGCAAGAGCGUGCGGAAAGAGGGAGGACAGAGUGCACACGACAUACGAUCAUGUCCUCGUGCUGCGUGUCGAUGGAGAGGAUGGGGGCGCUCAUGGUGGCCGAGCUGGGGUCGAGUCGGGGCUGGCGCUCUGUGCUUCGGUGGCAGCUCGAGCCUUUUGUGAACUUGGGGAGCGAGAUCCAGCUCGAAAUUUUACCUUAUGUACACCACAUAGUGAUUCAUCCGGCCAAUCAAAACGAGACAAAUCAAAGUUUAACGUUUAACUUUUGAAUAUGGAAGUCUUGCAUGAAUUAUAGUGUCGCUAGGACGCAGCUUUUAGAUCGCGGAGCUCACCACCAGCCUCUGUAGCGACGGAAUGGAGGGGAGAAGCAUAGUACAAUGUCGAUAGACACCUGAAGUGGUCGUGGCGGUGCGAUACUGCGACGAAAAGCUCUGCUCACCAGCCGGGGUUCUCGUCCUCGUCGGGCACGACCAUGACGAGACUCUGCCAGCCGAACUCCUUCCAGUUGAGCUGGAAGAGCAGGACCCACGAAAUGAACAGCACCGUCCAGAAGCAGAAACCCAUGAACGAUCGGCGCACCCCUAAAGGUAACAACAACAAAUGUCACAAUAACAGUGAGAUCUCAAUGCGAGCACGAGCACGACUGUAUCAGGAGACUAGGCUCCGGUGGGCCUGUGCUGCUAUGAAGUUACUGCACAUAUAGGCGUACACAUGGUGACGGUGGCGUCGAUGGACGGGUCCAUGAACUGCUUGCGGUAGAAGAUGACGUUGACGAGGUGCAGCCACGGCAGAAACGCCAGCCCCCCGAUGAACAUCUUCUUGGCGAUGCUCUCGUCCGCCUCCUUGUUCAGGUUGCGCGUGAAGUUGCCGCGGUUGUUGGUGUCGCCACUGGGCGGCUCGGCCCGAGGCGCCUCCUCCAGCACGGGCGUGUCCGUCACCGACUCGUUUUGAUCGUGCCUC
Molecule: messenger RNA, 3957 nt
Organism: Phytophthora sojae
Lineage: Eukaryota; Oomycota; Peronosporomycetes; Peronosporales; Peronosporaceae
Exons: 1
Coding region: 285-1439 (384 amino acids)
Source: RefSeq, a predicted model, not a curated record